Bombina bombina (fire-bellied toad) is the source of this 1763-nucleotide messenger RNA. RefSeq names its product autophagy related 4C cysteine peptidase (gene ATG4C). Gene Ontology annotation, molecular function: protein-phosphatidylethanolamide deconjugating activity. Bases 162 to 1490 code for a protein of 442 amino acids. The transcript has 11 exons. NCBI's taxonomy places the organism in Eukaryota, Metazoa, Chordata, Amphibia, Anura, Bombinatoridae. The record is from RefSeq and is a predicted model, not a curated record.
CCGGAAGUGUUGUACGGGGUCAGAGACAAGGAUCUGGGAUUAGCAACAUCUGACAUCGUCUACGGGGCGGGACUAAGGGAGCCUAGACUGGCAGCAACUCAGGGAUCUACGAUAUCUGAGCUUCAGAAGCAGAUACGGCAUGGGUUUGUUUUCGAGAGGUAAUGAUGGAGGCCACUGGUACAGAUGAAGUGGAAAAACUGAAGUCUAAGUUUUUAUCUGCCUGGCAUAAUGUGAAAUACAGUUGGGUUCUCAAAACGAAAACAUUUUUUAAAAGAAAUUCACCUGUGUUUUUGCUUGGUAAAUGCUAUCACUUUAAAUAUGAGGAAUCAAGUGAAUCAUCCCCAGAAGGCUCAGAUUCUGGCUCUGUUGAUGAUGAUUUUGGGAAUGUUGAGGAAUUUCGAAAAGACUUAAUUUCCAAAAUAUGGCUGACGUACAGAGAGGAGUUCCCACAAAUAGAUGGAUCUUCUUGGACAACUGAUUGCGGAUGGGGCUGCACCUUGCGGACUGGUCAAAUGCUGCUGGCUCAGGGGUUAUUACUGCAUUUCCUUGGAAGAGACUGGACAUGGGCUUUUGAUAAUCCUGUUGCAGACUCUUUUACUACAGAUGCUGCUAAAAUAGUUGGACCCUCUUUCAUAGAGAAUAGCGACAGCAACCAUUCCAACAAGCCCCUUACAUGUCAAAAUAGCGGUGUAAAAUCAGAUGCUGAACGUUGGCACAGGAAAAUAAUCUCGUGGUUUGCGGACUGUCCUCAAGCUUAUUUUGGAUUACAUCAGCUGGUGAAACUUGGUAAAAAUGCUGGCAAAGUAGCUGGAGAUUGGUAUGGCCCUGCUGUUGUCUCUCACCUUUUAAGGAAAGCAAUUGAUGAAGCUUCAGACCCGGAACUACAAGGCCUUACUAUUUAUGUUGCUCAGGACUGCACAAUUUAUAAUGCAGAUGUCUAUGACAAGCAAUGUAGUUCUGAUGCAGAAAAAGCGGUUCUUCUAUUCAUUCCCGUAAGGCUUGGUGGAGAAAGAACAAACGUAGACUACUGGGAGAUUGUGAAGGGUUGCUUAAGUCUUGACUAUUGUGUUGGAAUAAUUGGCGGCAAACCGAAACAAUCCUAUUACUUUGUGGGAUUUCAAGAUGACAGUUUGAUUUACAUGGAUCCUCAUUAUUGCCAAUGUUUUGUCGAUGUCAGCAUAAAGGAUUUCCCUCUUGAGUCAUUCCAUUGUCCAUCCCCCAAAAAAAUGUCUUUCAAAAAAAUGGAUCCUAGUUGCACUUUUGGAUUUUAUUGUCGGACUCCCAAAGAGUUUGAAAAAGCAGCGGAAGAGCUAACAAAGGUGCUGAAAUCGUCAAAAAAGCACAAUUAUCCUUUAUUUACCUUUGUAAAUGGACAUGCUCAAGACUUUGAUUUUGUCUCCACUCCAGUCUACGAACAAAAUGACCUUUUCACAGAGGAUGAAACUAAAAGAUUAAAACGAUUUAGCACAGAAGAGUUUGUCUUGCUGUAAAUACGUUUUUUGGAAACAGAUUGCAGGCAAUUCUCCACGGCACAUUUUUUUAUCUGUUCAGAAUAACACAAAAACACUAGACCUUUUUUAUGUAUAUAUUUUUAAAUUAUAUUAAGAUUUUUAAUGCUCAUACUUUUUUUUUUUUUUUAAAGCGGUUUAAUUGGUAAAAUUGUCACACCAUGUGACGCUGUAAGAGUGAGCCCUUUUUACAUUAGUUUUAUGCAUGUACAUAUGUGUGGAAGCUAACGUGUGCAGUAUCAGACGGUGCAGGAG